Messenger RNA from Rhododendron vialii, 1770 nucleotides. Its product is annotated as ankyrin repeat-containing protein BDA1-like. The record is from RefSeq and is a predicted model, not a curated record. Lineage: Eukaryota; Viridiplantae; Streptophyta; Magnoliopsida; Ericales; Ericaceae. Bases 118 to 1629 code for a protein of 503 amino acids. Gene Ontology annotation, molecular function: protein binding. The transcript is spliced from 2 exons.
ACUCUUUUAUAGCAGUAGGUACUCCACAAACAAAAUGCAAGUUCAUAUAUAGGCGUGCGUCUUUUUCUGCAUACUUGUCUACUUAUCCCCAAUUAACUUGACUGGAGAGAGCAACCAAUGGAGCACGGCCUCUGUGUAGCCGCAACAACAGGGAACAUCGAUUCACUGCCAGAAAUAAUCGGAAAAGAUGAACUGAUUUUAGACAGAGUUGCUGCCGGAUGUUCCAGCUGCACGAGUCCUCUCCACGUGGCGACAUCAAACAACCGAUUGAAGUUUGUCGAAGAACUGCUGCGCCGCAAACCGGAGCUCGCAGAAGUCCUGGAUUCGCAACUACGGUCGGCCCUUCACCUGGCAUCGGCCAAGGGGCACUACGAGAUUGUGAAGGCAUUAGUGAAGACCAACCCCGAGAUGUGCUUGGUUCGCGACCGAGAGGGUAAAAACCCUCUCCACCUGGCAUCGGCCAAGGGGCACUACGAGAUUGUGAAGGCAUUAGUGAAGGCCAACCCCGAGAUGUGCUUGGUUCGCGACCGAGAGGGUAAAAACCCUCUCCACCUGGCCGCCGUGAAAGGCAAUUUCAAUGAGCUGAAAGAAUUGGUUCGAGCCUGCCCACAAGCGGCUCGAGAAAGGGUGGAUCGGAACGAGACGAUAUUGCACUUGUGUGUCAAGCACAAUCAAUGGAAGAGUUUGGAGAUACUAUUGGAGACGAUACAAGGUGAAGAGCUAGUCAAUGCCAAAGAUAACGAUGAAAACACAGUUUUGCAUCUGGCUGUUUUGGAUCAACGAUUAGAGAUCGCAAGUCAUGUCCUAAAGAACCAAACAGUAGAUGUGAAUGUGGAGAAUGCAAGUGGACACACAGCAAUGGACAUUUUGAUCCGCGUACAAAUGUCCAUUGCAAGAUCAGAUAAGAAAGAGUCCUGUUUAAAAGAAGAUACGCAAGAUUUGGAUAGCAUCAAAGACUUACUUCGAGGAGCUAAUGCUAAACGAGCGAAGGAUCUCGUGGGUGGCCACUGGCUCAAAAAGAAAAAGAAUUCGUUAAUGGUUGUGGCAUCACUUAUCGCGACAAUGGCAUUCCAAGCUGGGGUGAACCCUCCAGGUGGUGUUUGGCAAGACAACUCACAUGGACACAGAGCCGGGGAAGCUGUAAUGGCUUAUAAUUAUCAAGAUUCUUAUCCGUUCUUCCUCCGAUUCAACACAAUAGGUUUCGUUGCAUCAUUGAGCACGAUUUUGUUGCUCAUCAGUGGAUUAAAAUUCAAGAACAAGGCCUCAAUGUGGAUUCUUAUAGUGAGCAUGUGGUUGGCAAUAACAUCCAUGGCGAUUACAUAUGCGUUCUCAAACGUUGUGAUUACUCCUAAAGAGGGCAGGCGGCCACUCACUAAUACCAUUGUGAUUGCAGUCAUAGUGUGGUCGAGUGUGAUGACACUUCUUCUACUGAAACACACAUAUCACUUGGUAGCGAUUUUUGUGGAAGAGGAAAGGAAUAAAAAGAAAAAUGCAACCGAAAGGAUUAUGGAAUUCAAAAGUAUUAUGGAACAGAGUUUGAGCAAUGGUUGGUCUAUCCUACGCAAGUGCCUUGGUUUGGGAGAUGGAGGAGCGAAACCUCCCCUUCCCGUCACCACUGAGAUGUACUAAAGGAUAGAUAGAUUAGGAUUUCCAAUGUUUGAUCUUUUGGCCAGGGUAUGCAUUAGUGUAGUAAAGAAUUGUAAUACUCCAACGGAGAACGUACGUAUCGAUUGUAUUGGCAUAUAUGGAUAAUAAGUUUUUUCGUUCUAA